UCCCUCCCUCCCUUCCUCUCUGCCCCUCCUCCCUCUUCCCUCCUCCCUCCUCCCUGUCUCUCCAGCUGGUGUGCCUGACUGCUGCGUCCUCCUCCCAUCCAUCGCAGCCCCAGAUAACCUGCUCAGUCAGCUGGAGCCCCCUGCGGACAGCUGGCUCACUCCCGCUCGGGCUCUGCUCUCAGCUGAGUGGAGGCUGCUGCCGGGGAGCGCUGGCUGGAAGCGGGGGCGCAGCGGCAGAGGGAAGGACGGAGGCAGCAGCGGCGGCGGCGGCCAGAGGCGCACGGAGAACGGCAGCCCGGGCGUCUGCCCCGGCCCCAGCCUGCUGCCCGAGGAGGACUCUAUUGUUCCGACUCCUUUGCUCGCUCGCUCAUCGCCCUUUCUCCUCUCUCCUUCGAAAGGGAACAAUAGCGGAGCAGAGAAGAACCAGCGCUUGGACUCAGCGCGCUCCCUCGGGCUGGGCACUCCGGACCCCUUCCUUCCCUCUGCUCCACCUUUGGCGGCUCCCACCCUCCAAGGCCUCAGACCCUGACCCCAAGUCAGAGCGGCGGGAGCCAUGGGGCAUCCCGGAGGGAGGGUAGCCCCCUGCCUCUGCAGGCGAGGAGGCUCCAGGCUUCUGGUCUUCGUUCUCCUCCUCUUCCUCCUCCUCUUCCUCCUCGGAGCCAGGGAAGCUGGGGCGCAGGGCGGACCGCAGACUUCGUUCCUCUAUUUGUGGAAGACAGGUCCUUGGGGCCGAUGCAUGGGAGACGGAUGUGGUCCGGGUGGCAUUCAGACGAGAGCGGUGUGGUGUGCCCACGCCGAAGGCUGGACGACGCUGCACACCAACUGUAAGCAGCCCGAGAAGCCAGGCACCCAGCAGGAGUGCUUCAAAGUCUGUGACUGGCACAAAGAGCUAUAUGACUGGCACCUGGGUACCUGGAACCAGUGCCAGCCUGUCAUGUCCAAGAGCCUGGUGAAGCCAGCAGAAUGCACCAAGGGGGAAGAGGGUAUCCAGACCAGAGAGAUCGCCUGCAUCCAGAAAUCCACUGGUGUCAGUGCCGAUGACAGCAUCUGUGAGUAUUUUGAGCCCAAACCCCUCUUGGAGCAAGCCUGCCUCAUCCCCUGCCCGCAGGACUGCAUCGUGUCUGACUUCUCCCCUUGGUCGGAGUGCUCCAAGACAUGUGGGAGUGGGCUGCAGCACCGCACACGGCACGUGGUGGCCCCCCCACAGUAUGGUGGCUCUGCCUGUCCCAACCUGACUGAGUUUCAGAUCUGCCAGUCCACUCCGUGUGAGGCAGAGGAGAGCCUCUACAGUCUGAAUGUGGGGCCCUGGAGCACUUGUUCAAUGCCUCACACGAGGCAAAUGAGGCAGGCUAGGAAGCGUGGGAAGAACAAAGAGCGAGAGAGGGACCGAGAAAAAGGAGUGAAGGAUCCCGAAGCCCGGGAGCUCAUCAAGAAAAAGAGGAACCGAAACAGACAGAACAGGCAGGAGAACAAGCACUGGGACAUCCAAAUUGGCUAUCAGACGCGGGAUGUUGUGUGCAUGUACAAGAACAGCACAACUGUUGACUUCAGUCUUUGCCAACAAGACAAGCUGCCCAUCACCUUCCAGUCCUGUGUACUCACCAAGGAGUGCCAGGUAUCCGACUGGUCUGAAUGGAGCCCAUGUUCCAAGACCUGCUAUGAUACAUCGUCCCCUAAAGGGAACCGUGUCCGUACACGAACCAUCAGACAAUUUCCCAUUGGCAGUGACCAGGACUGCCCUGCCCUGGAGGAGAUUGAACCUUGCCUGACCCAAGGAGAUGGGGUGGCCCCCUGUGCUACGUAUGGCUGGAGAACUACAGAGUGGACUGAAUGUCGGGUUGACCCGUUGCUCAGUCAACAAGACAAAAGACGAGGGAAUCAGACUGCGCUGUGUGGAGGCGGAAUCCAGACACGGGAAGUCUACUGUGUGCAAGCCAACGAGAACCUCCUCUCCUAUUUGAACACCCUCAAGGAGAAAGAAGCUUCCAAGCCAGUAGACUGGAAACUCUGCACAGGGCCCAUCCCAAACACCACUCAGCUGUGCCAUAUCCCCUGCCCUGUUGAGUGUACAGUGUCAGCGUGGUCAGCCUGGGGACCUUGUACCUUUGAAAACUGUAAUGACCAGCAGGGCAAGAAAGGCUUUAAACUGAGGAAGCGGAGGAUCACUAACGAGCCUACUGGAGGAUCUGGAGCGAGUAGUAACUGUCCUCACCUGCUGGAAGCCAUCCCCUGUGAAGAGCCAUCCUGCUACGACUGGAAGGCAGUGAGGCUUGGAGACUGCGAGCCAGACAAUGGAAAGCAGUGUGGUCCUGGAAGCCAAGUACAGGAGGUGGUCUGCAUCAACAGUGAUGGAGAAGAGGUUGACAGGCAGCUGUGCAGAGACGCCAUCUAUCCCAUCCCCGUGGCCUGCGAAGUGCCCUGCCCCAAGGACUGUGUGCUCAGCGCGUGGUCAGGGUGGUCCUCCUGCUCGCAUACUUGUUCUGGCAAAACGACUGAUGGGAAGCAGAUGCGAGCCCGCUCCAUUCUGGCCUACGCAGGGGAGGAAGGUGGUACUCCGUGCCCAAACCACAGUGCCCUACAGGAGACCCGCAGCUGCAAUGAGCAUCCGUGCACCGUUUACCACUGGCAAACGGGUCCUUGGGGCCAGUGCAUUGAGGACAGCUCGGUCUCCUCCUUCAACACUUCUGCAACUUGGAAUGGAGAGGCCACCUGCUCUGUGGGCAUGCAGACAAGGAAAGUCAUCUGUGUGAGAGUCAACGUGGGCCAAGUGGGUCCUAAAAAAUGCCCUGAGAACCUUCGACCUGAAACGGUGAGGCCAUGUCUGCUUCCUUGUAGAAAGGACUGUAUCGUAACACCAUAUAGUGACUGGACGCCAUGCCCAUCCUCAUGCAAAGAAGGGGACACUUCAGUGAAGAAGCAAUCUCGGAAUCGAGUUAUCAUUCAGCUGCCUGCCAAUGGAGGCCGAGACUGCCUGGAGACCCUGUAUGAGGAACGGGAAUGCACAGCUCCCCAGGUGUGCCAGAGUUUCAGGUGGAAGACUCACAAAUGGCGCCGGUGCCAGCUGGUGCCUUGGUCAGUGAGGCAAGACAGCCCUGGUGCCCAUGAGAACUGUGGAGCGGGGCUCCAAGCCCGAGCCAUCACUUGUCGCAAACAAGAUGGAGGACAGGCUGACGUCAGUGAGUGCCUUCGAUAUGCAGGCCCCUUGCCAGCACUAACCCAAGCCUGCCAGAUCCCAUGCCUGGAUGACUGUCAGUUCACCAACUGGUCCAAAUUUUCUUCGUGCAACGGAGACUGUGGUGCAGUUAGGACGAGGAAGCGUUCUAUUGUUGGGAAAAGUAAGAAGAAAGACAAGUGCAGGAACGCCCAGCUCUACCCUCUGAUCGACACCCAGUACUGCCCUUGCGACAAGUAUAACGCCCAGGCUGUAGGCAACUGGUCCGACUGCAUCUUACCAGAAGGCAAAGUGGAGCUUCUCCUGGGCAUGAAGGUCCAGGGAGACAUCAAGGAGUGCGGACAAGGCUACCGGUACCAGGCUAUGGCCUGCUAUGACCAAAACGGCCGGCUUGUGGAGACGUCCCGCUGCAACAGUCACGGGUACAUCGAGGAGGCGUGCAUCAUCCCGUGCCCCUCGGACUGCAAGCUCAGCGAGUGGUCCAACUGGUCCCGGUGCAGCAAGUCCUGCGGCAGCGGCGUCAAGGUGCGCUCCAAGUGGCUGCGCGAGAAGCCCUACAAUGGCGGCCGUCCCUGCCCUAAGCUAGACCACGUUAACCAGGCUCAGGUGUACGAGGUCGUCCCCUGCCACAGCGACUGCGGCCAGUACAUUUGGGUCAGCGAGCCCUGGAGCGUGUGCAAAGUGACCGUGGUGGACAUGAAGGAGAACUGCGGAGAGGGAGUGCAGACCCGCAAAGUGAGGUGCCUGCAGAACACCGCCGAUGGGCCCUUCGACCCGGUUGAGGAUUAUCUCUGUGACCCCGAAGAAAUGCCGCUGGGCUCUCGAGAGUGCAAACUACCCUGCCCCGAGGACUGCGUGGUGUCUGAGUGGGGCCCCUGGAGCAGGUGCUCGCUGCCCUGCAAUCAGAGCACCUCCCGGGAAAGGUCAGCUGACCCUCUCCGCCAGGCAGAUGAGGGGAAACCCUGCCCUGACACCACUGAGAGGGAACCCUGCCUCUUAAAUAGUAACUGCUUCCACUAUGACUACAAUGUGACAGACUGGAGCACGUGCCAGCUGAGUGAAAAGGCAGUUUGUGGGAACGGCAUCAAAACGAGGAUGCUGGACUGUGUUCGCAGUGACGGCAAGUCCGUGGACCUGAAAUACUGCGAAGAGCUCAGCCUGGAGAAGACCUGGCAAAUGAACAUGUCCUGUGUGGUGGAAUGCCCUGUCAACUGUCAGCUUUCUGACUGGUCACCCUGGUCAGAGUGCACUCACACGUGUGGCCUCACAGGAAAAAUGAUCCGAAGGCGAACAAUCAUUCAGCCUUUCCAGGGAGAUGGAAGACCUUGUCCUGCGCUGAUAGAACAAUUCAAACCUUGCCCAGUGAAGCCUUGUUAUCGAUGGCAAUAUGGCCAGUGGUCAAGUUGCAGAGUGGAGGAUGCUCACUGUGGAGAGGGGACCAAAACCAGAAAUGUGUCUUGUGUAGUGAAUGAUGGAUCAGCUGAGGAUCUCGGCAAGGCUGUGGAUGAGGAAUUCUGUGCAGAAAUAGAACCCAUUGUGGAUGGGAAUAAGAAGAUGGUUCUUGAGGAAACCUGCACACAGCCUUGCCCAGGUGACUGCUACUUGAAGGAGUGGUCGGCUUGGAGCCUGUGCCAGUUAACCUGUGUUAAUGGAGAAGAUCUUGGCUUUGGAGGGAUCCAGGUCCGAUCUCGAGCUGUGAUCAUCCAAGAACUAGAUAAUCAACAUCUGUGUCCAGAACAAAUAUUAGAAACCAAAUCAUGUGAUGAUGGCCAGUGCUAUGAAUACAAGUGGAUGGCUAGUGCAUGGAAGGGAUCUUCUCGAACAGUCUGGUGUCAAAGGUCAGAUGGCCUAAAUGUAACAGGGGGCUGCCUGGUGAUGCGCCAGCCUGAUGCUGACAGGUCAUGUCACCCACCCUGUAGCCAGCCCCAUUCGUACUGCAGUGAGGCUCGGACCUGUGCUUGCGAGGAAGGCUACACGGAAGUGAUGUCUUCGGACGGGACCCUGGAGCAAUGCACCGUCAUUCCCGUGGUGGUCAUCCCAACCAUCGAGGAGAAAAAUGGAGAUGUGAAAACGAGCCGAGCCGUGCACCCCACGCAGCCCUCCGGUAACCCAUCAGGACGGGGACGGACCUGGUUUCUGCAACCAUUUGGGCCAGACGGGCGGCUGAAGACCUGGGUGUACGGCGUGGCGGCUGGGGCUUUUGUCUUACUCAUCUUUGUUGUUUCUAUGGUCUAUCUAGCCUGCAAGAAGCCCAAGAAGCCCCAGAGGAGGCAGAACAACCGCCUGAAGCCUUUGACCUUGGCCUACGACGGCGACGCCGACAUGUGAGCAUGCGGGCAGCGGGGACGGCCAGCUGCUGCCUCCUGCCUUGUCCAGAGGCGUCCAGAGGCCCGAGAGCGGUCAGCCCGUGUGGACACACGUGCGUCCCGACCUUCCCUUCACAGCGUCCUCGAGCAGAGCAGCGGGCUUCCCGGAGCGGCCCACGAUGCUCCGGAUGGCAGGACCUCGAACUCGCCCCCGGGGUGGCAGCUGGGAUGGAGGAAAGCGAUUCGGAGCCCGUCUGUCAUCUGUUCGCAAACCUCCCCAGCACGGAGGGCAGCCAAAGCCCGCCUGGUCUUCAGCGCUCGCCAACCCGUUGUAGCCCGUUAGCAUGAAGAGCUCCCGCCGAGCACUCCCACAGGCUGCCCCUGAGCAGCGUCACCCGCGGCAUCCCUGCGGCCUCCCACCAGUGCUCUGCCCGGCGGCCCCCUUUGUCGAGAGCCCCUCCGCGCUGGCCAAGCUGGGGCUCAAACCGCACGGCGGCCGACAGCAGCCCUGGGGGGCCUCCUCCAGGACACAGACGGCCUCGUCCUGCUCCCUCGUGUCCGUGCCCGCCAGCCAUGCCCGUGCCCGAGGCCGGGAGGGAGGGCUCCGACGUUCCCUCGUCAGGUGCCCGUGUGCAGAAAGUGGCCCCUCCUCAGCUUACUGCCCGCGUCUCCCUCUCUGUCUCUGUCUGUCUGUCUCUGUGUGUGUGUCUGUCUCUCUCUGUCUCUCUCUCUCUCUCCCUCUCUCUCUCUGUCUGUCUCUCCCUCCCUCUCCUCUCUCUCUCUCUCUCCCUCUCUCUCUCUGUCUGUCUCUCCCUCCCUCCCUCUCUCCCUCUCUCUGUCUCUCUGUCUCUCUGUCUCUCUCUCCUCCCCUCUCUCUCUCUCUAUCUCUCUGUCUCUCUGUCUCUCUGUCUCUCUCUCCCUCUCUCUCUGUCUCUGUCUCUCUCCUCCCCUCUCUGUCUCUCUGUCUCUGUGUCUCUCUGUCUCUGUGUCUCUCUGUCUCUCUCUCUCUCCUCCCCUCUCUGUCUCUCUCUCUCCCUCCCUCUCUCUCUCUCUCUCUCUCUCUCUCUCUCUCCCUCCCUCUCUCUCUC
This is a messenger RNA of Monodelphis domestica (gray short-tailed opossum), 6566 nucleotides long. The record is from RefSeq and is a predicted model, not a curated record. Lineage: Eukaryota; Metazoa; Chordata; Mammalia; Didelphimorphia; Didelphidae.